AUGCUUGGGCACCUUCAUGGUGUACUUCCAACUCAUGAUUCCUCCGAAUGUGGUGAUAUUCUACUCGAUAGUGGUGAUGAUUCUGAUGAUCCCAUAUACGUACCAGAUGAAACAAUUCAAGUUACUGAAAAAUCUUGUGGGAAGGGGAAAAAGAGAACAAAUCAACAACUUGAUACACAGGUUAAGAAAGAGAAGAACGGAAGUAGAGUUGCUACAAAAGUGGGGAAGGUAGGAGGUGCUGUUAAAUUGUCACAACAAAUUGAGCGGAUGGUUGAUGUAAUGGAGAAUAGGAGUACGACUUCAAUGAUGAUGAAAGGGUCCCAAGGUAGCAGCAUUGCUGAAGUGAUGAAAGCAGUCUCGUCUUUACCUGGUGCAGGGCCUGGGAGCCAUUUGUGGUUGUUUGCAACUCGGUGUCGUAUUUGGGUUUGCUAUUUGAAUUUGUUAUUUGGAUGGAGAAUGUGUGCUGCUGAGAUGUUGGGAAUGUUUGUGCACAUUCUAGGACAUGGUAUAGGGAAUAGGCUAGCACAAGAACGAUUUCAACAUUCUGGUGAAACUGUGAGUAGAUACUUUGGUAAAUUACUUGAUAUUGUAUGCCAUAUGGCCGUUGAUAUCAUAAAACCAUUGGAUCCUGAGUUUAAGGGAGUCCCGGAAGAGAUAUUGAGAGAUUCAAGAUAUAUGCCCCAUUUUAAGGAUUGCAUUGGUGCUAUAGAUGGCGUACAUGUUAAAGCCUUAAUACCUCCUGAAGAUCAAGUACCAUAUAUUGGCAGGAAAGGAAUACCGACUCAAAACAUAAUGGCUGCAUGUAAUUUUGACAUGCAAUUCAUAUUUGCAUGUGCAGGUUGGGAAGGCACUGCACACGAUACAAGAGUAUUUUUAUCAGCGUUACGAAAUAAUGCUUUAAAUUUUCCCAAACCUCCAAAUGGAAAAUAUUAUCUUGUGGAUGCGGGUUACCCACAAAUGAGUGGGUAUUUGGGACCAUAUAAAGGUGAAAGGUAUCAUCUUCCAGAUUUUCGUAGGGGUACUCAACCAACAGGUUCUAGAGAAGUAUUUAAUCACGUACACUCUUCCCUUAGGAGUGUCAUUGAACGCACUUUUGGUGUAUGGAAGAAAAAAUGGAGUAUUUUACGAGACAUGCCUAGCUAUCCAUUCGAUAAGCAAGUGAAGAUAGUAAUUGCAACUAUGGCACUUCACAACUAUAUAAGGAGGCAUGCCCAACGUGAUAUUCAUUUUGACAAAGUGAAUGACAACCCAAAUGCAAUGGAGAUGGAGGGUGAUGCACAAGAAGAAUAUCAUAUUACUCAAGGGCCUGGAGCACAAGAACUAGAAACAUUAAGGAACAAGAUUGCUGCAAGUUUAAUGCAUGCAUCUUCUUAG
This is a messenger RNA of Prunus armeniaca (apricot), 1374 nucleotides long. The record is from the annotation of a GenBank genome assembly. NCBI's taxonomy places the organism in Eukaryota, Viridiplantae, Streptophyta, Magnoliopsida, Rosales, Rosaceae.